AGCCAAUAAGAAGGCGGCCGUGCCUUGUGUGAGUGCGCGCGCGCCCUGCUUCUUUCCCUGCCUGUUUCGCACUCCCAGAGGCGGAUUCGGUGGAGUUAGUGUGCUGCGUGGCUGUCUGAUCUUUUGAGCCCGCCCAGAACACUUAAGCUUUGCUUGGUGAAGCUAUAUAAUAUUGGUUUUAUUCACAAAUCUAACAAUAAUGGAGACUGAACAGCAAGAGGAGACCUUUACUAAUACAGAAACUAAUGGCAAACGUCCUGCUGAAGAUAUUGAAGAGGAACAGGCCUUCAAAAGGUCUAGGAAUACUGAUGAGAUGGUGGAAUUACGCAUUCUGCUUCAGAGCAAAAAUGCUGGAGCAGUGAUUGGAAAAGGUGGCAAAAACAUUAAAGCACUUCGUACAGACUACAAUGCCAGUGUUUCAGUCCCAGACAGCAGUGGCCCCGAGCGCAUACUGAGUAUAAGUGCAGAUAUUGAAACUAUUGGAGAAAUUUUGAAGAAAAUUAUUCCUACUUUGGAAGAGUAUCAACAUUACAAAGGAAGUGACUUUGACUGUGAGUUAAGGCUGUUGAUUCACCAGAGUUUGGCUGGAGGAAUAAUUGGUGUCAAAGGAGCUAAAAUUAAAGAACUUCGAGAGAACACUCAGACCACCAUUAAGCUAUUCCAAGAAUGUUGCCCUCAUUCUUCUGACAGAGUGGUACUAAUUGGUGGAAAGCCUGAUAGAGUUGUGGAAUGCAUCAAAAUAAUAUUGGAUCUUAUAUCAGAGUCACCAAUCAAAGGACGUGCACAGCCUUACGAUCCAAAUUUCUAUGAUGAAACAUAUGAUUAUGGUGGAUUUACAAUGAUGUUCGAUGACAGAAGGGGACGUCCUGUGGGCUUUCCAAUGCGUGGCAGAGGGGGCUUUGAUCGAAUGCCCCCAGGGCGUGGUCGCCCCAUGCCUCCCCGAAGAGAUUAUGAUGACAUGAGUCCUCGCAGAGGUCCUCCUCCUCCUCCUCCAGGUCGUGGUGGUAGAGGUGGUAGCAGAGCACGCAAUCUUCCUCUUCCUCCUCCUCCUCCUCCCAGAGGCGGGGACCUUAUGUCUUACGAUCGAAGGGGCAGACCUGGUGAUCGCUAUGAUGGAAUGAUGAUGCAAUGUCAUGUUAAUGCUUGUGAUGACAUAGAAACACCAGAAAUGUUUGAGGGUGGAUCAGGAUAUGAUUAUUCUUAUGCAGGGGGUCGUGGCUCCUACGGCGAUCUUGGAGGACCCAUUAUUACAACACAAGUAACAAUACCCAAAGAUCUGGCUGGCUCUAUUAUUGGAAAAGGAGGCCAGAGGAUUAAACAGAUACGCCAUGAAUCAGGAGCUUCAAUCAAAAUUGAUGAACCCUUAGAGGGCUCAGAAGAUCGGAUAAUAACUAUUACAGGCACACAGGACCAGAUUCAAAAUGCACAGUAUUUACUGCAAAACAGUGUGAAGCAGUAUGCAGAUGUUGAAGGAUUCUAAUGCAAGAUAUUUUUUCUUUUUUAUAGUGUGAAGCAGUAUUCUGGAAAGUUUUUCUAAGACUAGUGAAGAACUGAAGGAGUCCUGCAUCUUUUUUUUUUCUUAAAUCUGCUUCUGUUUAAAAAGCCAACAUUCCUCUGCUUCAUAGGUGUUCUGCAUUUGAGGUGUAGUGAAAUUUUUGCUGUCACCAGAUGUAAUGUUUUAGAUCUUUACAUAUUAGGUGGGUGGGAGUGGGGUGGCUUGCGAAACUAACAUUGGUAUUUUGAAACAGCAGCAGAGAAGGUGAAUUUUAUUUUUGUUCUAUGUUGGUUGUAAACUGUAAUGUUUUUUCUGUCAUUUGUGAACCAUCCGCUUUAUACUUUUUUCUUUGUUUUGAACAAGAGUUGGGGAAGAAAGUACUGGUUGGUAGUCCAUUUACCUGGCAUCCAUUCAAAGCAGUGUGCAGAAUGUAAUGCUCUUUUGUAAGAUGUUUUAUGAUUUUAAAAAUAAAUUUAGUGAACCAA
Molecule: messenger RNA, 1980 nt
Organism: Varanus komodoensis (Komodo dragon)
Lineage: Eukaryota; Metazoa; Chordata; Lepidosauria; Squamata; Varanidae
Gene: HNRNPK
Product: heterogeneous nuclear ribonucleoprotein K
Exons: 16
Coding region: 200-1480 (426 amino acids)
Biological process (GO): regulation of mRNA splicing, via spliceosome; regulation of transcription by RNA polymerase II
Cellular component (GO): nucleus; cytoplasm
Molecular function (GO): mRNA binding
Source: RefSeq, a predicted model, not a curated record